This is a messenger RNA of Torulaspora delbrueckii, 576 nucleotides long. RefSeq names its product Ree1p (gene REE1). NCBI's taxonomy places the organism in Eukaryota, Fungi, Ascomycota, Saccharomycetes, Saccharomycetales, Saccharomycetaceae. Bases 1 to 576 code for a protein of 191 amino acids. The record is from RefSeq and is a predicted model, not a curated record. The transcript has a single exon.
AUGAGAAAUGAUUUUCGGUGGAUCAACGAACCCCAGAGCUGGGAGCGUAAGGAAAAUUCUUUGACAGUAACAACUGAUGAGAAGACAGACUUCUGGAACACAACAUGGUACGGUUUUAAGAAAUUUUCUGGCCACAUAUAUGGAUGUGAUGUGACCGGUAACUUCACUUUCCAGGUGAAGGUCAAAGCUAAUUUUACAAAGCUUUACGAUCAGGCAGGGAUCAUGGUAAUGACGGACGAAGAUCAUUGGUUGAAAUCGGGCAUCGAAUAUAAUGAUGGUGCUCCUGCAAUAGGAAGCGUCCUAAGUCUUGGGCACUCUGACUGGGCAACUGGUGUAUUUCCCGGGAGUGCCGAUUUGUUUUGGAUGCGUCUGACCCGCAAAGGCGACAGCUUGCGGCUGCAGUAUUCUGCUGAUGGAGAAAUCUGGCCCUUAUUACGAGUAGCGCAUUUCCCGGUCGGUGAAAAAUGCACGGUGGGUGUUAUGUGCUGUACGCCUGAACGCGGCGGCCUGUUGGUUCAAUUCGAGGACUUUUCACUCUCAGAACCGCUCGACAAGGAGCUCCAUGAUCUUUCAUGA